AUGUUGUACGCCGUUCAACCUUCCUUUCCGCCAGUCGAAUUAUUCUGGACCGGCAUGGAGCCCGUCAAAGCCAAAAUGGCCCCCACAGGGAUGCCCCCGGUGACCGGGGUCCUGCAGCCACCCGCGGGCUCGACGCUGUCAGGGAGCACGAUGGCGAACUACAAGAAAAGUUGGUGGAGAAGAGUGGCCCCCUGCUUGGCGUUUCUCGCUGCUUUUUCCACCGCCAUGGCCUUGCUACUCGUCUGGAGCGAGGCUGCGGCCUUGAGGCGGCAAGCUUUCGACGCGAACAUGACCAGGGACUACGUGUUAAACAGCGUCUCGAUGGACAAUCCUGAAUUGGUCGCGUACAUCAGGGAGGUGCAAUUGAAGCCUACCACGCAACAGGACCCGUUAAAUGCCACCCAAACAACAGAGGAGAGGUACGUCGCGGGAUUGACCGAGGGAAAACGCGAGGGUGUCUACGUGGAGUACAUCAGCAGGAUAGGCGCCAUCUCCAGCACAGGCUGGCUAGAGCGUAAUCUAAGUUGGAGAGGCGUGCUGGUCCUGACCGAUCCCAGGAGCUUCUUCGAGGCACACAGAAGCACUAGGAAUCCAAAAACAAGAGUUCUGCAUGCUUGUCUCAGCACCGAUAAGGAUACCAAAGAGAUUACUUAUCACCAGGAAUCCGAGGUUCAAGUUACCAAGUUGGGCGAGGGUCCCAACAGUCUCGUGUCGUCUGACGAGGGUCUGCCUACCACGAGAUUGAAAUGCUUCCCUUUGUACAGCGUUCUGUUGGCCUACAGUGCCACCACAUUGGAUUACCUGAGUCUGGAUAGUCCGGAUGCUCAAGACGGUCAGGUGCUCGAUACGAUUCCAUGGGACACGACGAGGAUAUCCGUGGUGUCUAUCCGUUGGAGUCCUCACCACAGCGAAGCAGAGACGAAAAGUCUGAUCGACAAGAUGACCAGCAGACGGUACAAGCUGAUGUACACCAGCGACUCCGGGAAAUUGAUCUUUCUGUACAACGCGUUGCAUAAGAUUUGA
Habropoda laboriosa is the source of this 1023-nucleotide messenger RNA. RefSeq names its product protein Star-like. The transcript has 6 exons. Bases 1 to 1023 code for a protein of 340 amino acids. The record is from RefSeq and is a predicted model, not a curated record. Lineage: Eukaryota; Metazoa; Arthropoda; Insecta; Hymenoptera; Apidae.